Messenger RNA from Prunus persica (peach), 2085 nucleotides. RefSeq lists its product as uncharacterized. The coding region runs from base 1 to 2046 and encodes 681 amino acids. Gene Ontology annotation, molecular function: zinc ion binding. The transcript has 3 exons. The record is from RefSeq and is a predicted model, not a curated record. Lineage: Eukaryota; Viridiplantae; Streptophyta; Magnoliopsida; Rosales; Rosaceae.
AUGGAGGUGUGUGUCAUUGCCAAGUGCACAUAUAAGUCGGAAACCAUCAUGUUUUCAGUUUCAUCAGAGUCAUCCAUGGUUGAUAUUUUGAAGACUUUGUGUCUGAGGUUUAGGGGUUUGCAGUUGGGUUGUUUCACAUUACGGUAUUCGGUGCCCAGUUAUCCGAGUUGUUUUCUAGAAACGGAUAGCGAUUUGGACUUGAUGAGGACAUUUUUGUUGAUAUCAAAUGAGAAGACUGUUGAUAUUUUAGUGAAGGAUUUAUGCGGGAGCAGUGAAUAUAGUGGUGAUUUUUGUGUAAAUAAGGAGUUGAUAGCAUGUGAAAAGGGCGAGUCAUCGUGUUCUAGUACUGUCGAAGACAGAAACGAGUUUUUGGGCAGGUCAAAGAGAGCAAGUGCUAAGCCUUUGUUGUCGAAUGAGUGGGAGACAUACAUACAUCAUGUGGGGCAGAAGUUUGACGAUGGUGCAGAGGAGUUCCGGUUGAAAUUGUGCAAGUACGCUCUUGAAGUAGGAUUUAAUUUUUUAUAUGCCGGCAAUGACAAGAAGCGGGUGGUUGCUGUUUGUUCGAAUAAGAAAUUGGAGGGUUGCAGCUGGCGUGUUUAUGCUUCUCGUUGUGAAGCUACUGAAUUCGUGAAACCAGAGCUGAAGCCAGUUGAGAUUAUACACGAGUUCAAAGAUUAUUAUGGUAUAGACAUUUCAUACUACCACGCAUGGUUUGGCAAAGAGUUAGCUAAAUUGGACGUUCACGGUGAUGAGUCGAAGUCCUUUAACGAGUUAGUGUGGUAUGCGGACGCCGUAAAGGAAACUAACACUGGUUCUCUCUGCACUCUUGAUUGUGAAGCUGGAAUUAAUCGCUUUCGAUGGUUUUUUGUGUCUUUUGGCGGUUGCAUUGCUGGAUUUCAAUAUUGCAUACCCUUGUUGUUCAUUGAUGCUACGUUUUUGAAGAGCAAGUACAAGGGGCAGCUUCUCUGUGCUUCGGGAAAGAAUGGAAAUCAAGGGUUUUAUCCCCUAGCUUUUGGAGUUGUUGAUUCUGAGACAGAGGAGAAUUGGACUUGGUUUCUUCAACAUUUGGCUUCUAUAUUGCUACCGAUGGGGAGAGUGGUGACCUUUUUCUCGGACCGCAAGCAAGGUUUGUUAAAUGCAAUGGGGUUUGUGUUUCUCGGAUGGCCUCAUUCUUACUGUUAUUAUCACCUCAAACAGAAUUUGAUAUCAAAGUACCCGAAGUCAGGUUAUGGAAAAUUGCUCCAAGACCGUGUUAUCAAUUUAUUUAGUAGAUGCGCAUAUGCUGUUACGGAGGAAGAGUUUAAGGUAGCAAUGGAGGAGUUGGUGAUUGUUGGGAGUUCGAAAGUGAAGACAUUUAUAUCUGAUUUGUCUAGAGAUCACUAUGCCAAUGCAUUUUUCAAAGGAAUGCGUUAUGGGGAGAUGGCAAACAGUUUAGCAGAGUCCUUUAAUAAUUGGGUUGGUGUGUUUCGAGAUUUGUCGGUGCUACCUUUGAUAGAAGGGAUUCGACAGAAAUUGAUGGUAUUGAAUUCUCAACGACGAAUUGAAGCAGAGAAGUGGACAACAGUUUUGUGUCCGGAGAUGGAGACUAGACUCUGUGAAAAUGCAGAGGCCGGUAGGACUUGGGCAGUUCGUCGUUCUAAUUGCACUGUUUUUGAAGUAUUUGCUGAUUAUUCUGUGAUGGUUGAUCUCGAGCAAAGGACUUGUUCUUGCCGUCUUUGGCAAAUUGACGGUUUUCCUUGCACACAUGCGGUGGCUGCAAUCCUAGCAAAGAGAGAUUCAGUUUAUGAUUACGUGGAGUGUUACUACAAAACCGACUUCUUUCGAAAAGCCUAUGAGAGUCCUAUUUUUCCUAUUCCAGAUAUUGGGAAAGGAUUGGGCAGCAAUGGUUCUGCAGCUGGAGUUGUGCUUCCGCCAAUUACAAAGAGGCCAGCCGGAAGACCACCAACAAAGAGGAUCAAAGUUUUUGGUGAAUUUAAAAGGCCAUUGAAAUGCAGUCGGUGCAGUGUUGCUGGGCACAAUAGGAAGACUUGCAAGGCUAUUAUAUGAACACUCCUUCUCAUUUGACAAUUUUUUAUUUUAGAUAUG